Molecule: messenger RNA, 2634 nt
Organism: Rhipicephalus microplus (southern cattle tick)
Lineage: Eukaryota; Metazoa; Arthropoda; Arachnida; Ixodida; Ixodidae
Source: RefSeq, a predicted model, not a curated record
AUGCAGACAGUGGACACGACAAUCCUCAGGACGCGAGCCCCCACCAACGAGGAACGGGACCUUUGCCCCUUCUUGGACGAAGAGGUUGCAGCUAAGCUCCGAAGGUGCGAGUGUACAGCUCCGGGAGAGGACCGCCUCACUUACCACCACUGGAGGCAGGUGGACCCAGAAGGGCGGUACCUUGCGGCGGUAUUCAACGUCUGCCUCAAACACCGUCGCACACCCUGGAGCUGGAAGUCGACGAGGACAAUCCUCAUACACAAGAAGGGCGACCGCGAGGACCCCAGAAACUGGCGACCCAUUGCCCUUGGUCGAACGAUCGCCAAACUGUAUGCCGGGUGUCUCACCACCCGGCUGCAGCGGUGGUUGGGCGACCAUGCGGUACUUUCCAGGUGUCGGAAGGGCUUCCUGCCGCACGAUGGGGUGUUCGAACACAACUUCGUGCUACAGGGACGCCUAGACGACGCCAGGACGGGAGGUGGGGAGCUGUGCGCGGGGUUCCUCGACUACGCCAACGCCUUCGGCUCGGUCGCCCAUGAGGCCCUCGUCGACGCUGUUCAUGGCGCCGGCGCGGGGGAGCCCUUCGCGGAGAUCGUGGAGGAACUCUACCGCGCCAACACCACCUGCGUCGUGGCAGCUGACGGCACCACGGAGCCUAUCGCCAUCGGAGCGGGCCUACGCCAAGGCUGUCCCCUGAGCGGCCUGCUGUUCAACCUGGUGGUGGACCCCAUCAUCAGAGCCGUGCAGGGAAGCGAUAGGCAACACAACAUCCUUGCCUACGCCGAUGAUCUGACGCUGCUCGCUGGGGAUCCCGCCACCUUGCAGCGCCGCCUCAACGUGGUGACGGCCCUUUCGGACCCGCUCGGGCUGCGACUGAAGCCUGCCAAGUGCCGCACCCUCCACCUGUCCGGACGCUACCCGGUGGGCACACGGCCCACCAUUUUCACCGUGGGGAGCGUCCCGGUCCCGGCAUUGGCGGACUUCGAGGGGCACCGGUUCCUGGGGUGUCCUGUGGGGUUUCGGGUGCUACCGGACCAGACGACGGUCGACGAGGCCAUCCAUCUCGGCAGACGGCUGCUCUCCUCCAUGCUCACCCCAUGGCAGAGGCUGGAUUCUAUUAAAACAUUUUUAUAUCCAGCCCUCAACUUCGCCAUACGGGUGGGCCUUGCCAGCAAAGGAGAGUGGCAUCGCUUGGACGAGGAGCUUCGCCCGCUGAUCAAGAAGACCCUGUACGUGCCGGCCAGAGCGUCAAAUGAGUAUGUGUACGAGAGCGCACAUGCCAGCACUGCAGGGAUCCCUCUUGCGGCAGAGCUCAGCGACAUCUGCCGAGUGGACGGGGCCUUCAAGCUCCUGUCGUCGACUGAUCUUGAGGUCCGGGAGCGAGCGAGGGACGAGCUCAACCGGGUGGUGUCGAGGCGGCUGAGGCGACUGGCGGACACGGACGACACCGAGGCCCACCUCUCAGGCGAAACGGAGGGCGACUUCCGGCAGACUGCGACCCAGCUGCAGUCUGUCUGGACGGAGGCACGCAAAGCCUCCCGUCGCCUGUCCGUCGCCUGGGAGCUUCUGGACCAGGGUGCCCGCAUUACCUGCGGAGAGGCCACGGUGUCAGCGCGGAACCGCAACAAGCUGAUCAAGAUCCUUCGGGCCAUCCUCAACCAGGACCGGGACCGUUCUCUCCAGGAGAAGCCGUCCCAGGGCAAGGUGAUGGCGUGUGUAGCGGCGGACCCCGCCAGUUUCCACUUCAUGAGGUCCGGCCGCUACACUCGCUUCAAGGAGUGGCGCUUCAUUCACCGAGCCCGGCUGAAUCUCCUCCCCCUGAACGGCACAAGAGCGUGGGUGCCCGCAGCUGACAAGAGGUGCCGACGCUGCGGGUACGGGGAGGAGACCCUGCCGCACGUUCUCUGCCACUGCAUGUGGCAGAGCCGGGCCAUGACGGAGCGCCACAACGCCAUCGUUGCGCGCCUCAAGAAGGCGGCCCUAGAGUGGUUCACCGUCAUCGGGGAGAACCAGCAGGUCAGCGUCCCCGGCUUGCGACCCGACCUCGUCCUGGCCCGUGGUGAGGAAGCCCUGAUCCUGGACGUCUGCUGUCCCUUCGACAACCGCAUGCAGGCGUUCCAGGAGGCUCGGAGGGUCAAGGAGGAGAAGUACGCCCCUCUACCGCGUCAUCUCCUCCAACGGUUCCAGCGCGUCUCCGUCGACGCCAUUGUCGUAGGCUGCCUCGGCUCGUGGGAUCCGGCCAACGAUCGUGUCUGCCGCAGGUUCUGCUCCAAGAGCUACCUGUGGACCAUGAAGAGACUUUGCGUGUCAGACACGAUCGCCGCCUCUACGAACAUUUACCGUGGCCAUAUAGGCUGCACCAUCUUCGGAUCUGGCAUGCAGACGUCUAAGAAGUUCCAACGGAGGCCUCGUGUGGCUGCUGAAAACGAGAUUAAUGACAGGUCCCUUACAGGAGAAGUUGGAGCCUCUAAGCAGCAGCGAGAGCACGGACACGACAGCGUCCACUCUAUAUCUGACGCAGCCACGAGGACGUCCACGGAACCGGCAGCCAUGAACGAGAUCACACCGCCGCAGCCGCCGCCGAGGUAUCAUCCUCAGCUAAGCCGCGACUUGUGCUCUCUUCGGCAACUGUGA